AUGGGUCUGUCCGUGGCGGCGCAGGCACCGUCCGCGGAGCCCCGGCGGCCGCGCCAGUGGAGCGGCGCGGCGGGAGGCUGGCUCCGGAUCACGCUCAUCUCGUUCCUCGCCACUUUACCUGUGGAGCAGCUGCGCGCCUUCCCGUCCUCCCUCAGCGACUGCCAGACGCCGACCGGCUGGAACUGCUCCGGUUUCGAUGACCGGGACACGGACCUGUUCCUCUGCGACACCAACACGUGCAAGUUCGACGGCGAGUGUCUAAGAAUCGGGAACAUGGUGACGUGCAUUUGUGAUUUCAAGUGCAACAACGACUAUGCCCCGGUGUGUGGCUCCAACAAUCAGAACUACCAGAACGAGUGUUUCCUGCGCAGAGACGCCUGCAAGCAACAGUCUGAAGUGCUCAUCAUGUCAGAGGGAGCCUGUCCUGCUGAUGCCGGCUCAGGAUCAGGAGACGACGGAGGAGAGGGCUCAGCCGAGGCCGGACAGAAGGAGACGUCCACCUGUGACAUUUGCCAGUUCGGGGCUGAGUGCGACGUGGACGCAGAAGAUGUUUGGUGCGUGUGCAACAUCGACUGUUCCCACAUCAGCUUCAACCCGGUGUGCGCCUCAGACGGCCGCUCCUAUGACAACCCCUGCCAGGUGAAGGAGGCGUCCUGUCAGAAACAGGAGCGCAUCGAGGUCAAGUACCUGGGCCACUGCCAAGGUGACAUCAUAACGGGCAACAAAGGCGGGGAUGGACACUUUGCACGGACUGACCUCACAGAGAAAAAUGAGGAUGCGAGGAAUGGGCUGGCCCGCGGCCUGUACAUCCCCUGUCCGGAUCACUACAAAAACUACUGCGUCCAUGGAGAGUGUCAGUUUCCCAGCAUCCUGGCACAGCCCUCCUGCAGCUGUCAUUCGGGUUUUCGGGGCCCCCAGUGUGACAUCAAAGAGUACAACGUGUUCUAUGUGGUGCCCGGCUCCGGCAAACUGCACUACGUCCUUAUCGCCUCCAUCAUUGGAGCUCUCCAGGUGGUCAUCAUUUGUGUGGUGGUGCUCUGCAUUACCAGGAAGUGCCCACGGACCAACAGGAUCAACCGGCAGAAGCAGAACAAUGUCCACUUCAGCUCAGAGAACACCAUGCGCGCCUCCACUCGACUGAUCUGAGCUCCAGGCAAACAGCGGACAGUGUCCCCCCCCCCCCCUCCGCAGCACGGAGGGCUACGGCGUUCGAUGUUACUCCCCCUGUAGGCC
Messenger RNA from Pleuronectes platessa (European plaice), 1233 nucleotides. RefSeq names its product transmembrane protein with EGF-like and two follistatin-like domains 2a (gene tmeff2a). The record is from RefSeq and is a predicted model, not a curated record. The transcript has 10 exons. Gene Ontology annotation, molecular function: protein binding. Bases 1 to 1146 code for a protein of 381 amino acids. Lineage: Eukaryota; Metazoa; Chordata; Actinopteri; Pleuronectiformes; Pleuronectidae.